Molecule: messenger RNA, 1878 nt
Organism: Mercurialis annua (annual mercury)
Lineage: Eukaryota; Viridiplantae; Streptophyta; Magnoliopsida; Malpighiales; Euphorbiaceae
Product: LEAF RUST 10 DISEASE-RESISTANCE LOCUS RECEPTOR-LIKE PROTEIN KINASE-like 1.2
Exons: 3
Coding region: 54-899 (281 amino acids)
Molecular function (GO): polysaccharide binding
Source: RefSeq, a predicted model, not a curated record
CACAAAUAAUUGCAACUUCAAUUCUGAAAUAUGCACAAUUUUAAAGUUUAAAGAUGACUCUAUCUCUUCUCUUCAUCACCUUCCUCCUCACCAAUGGAGCUUCACUAAAAUCACCAAACCCUAAUUAUUGCCCUCCGUUUAACUGCGGUAACGGCGUCAUCAUUAGCUACCCAUUCUGGCACCAAGCCCAACAACACGAGUACUACUGUGGAUAUCCAGGUUUUAAUAUUUCCUGCCAUGCUCAAACUCCAGUUCUCCAUCUCUCUAACAAUGGUGAUUUUUAUUACCCAAUAAAAAACAUAAACUCCUCGAAUAAAUCUGUAACUGUCAGCUACACUGAACUAAACUGUCCGAAGCUAACACAUGAUUUUGUUCUACGAAACUCCUUGUUUAACUACACGAUUGGCAAUAAGAUUGUGAAGUUCUUUUAUAACUGUAGCUUAUACCCGCCUUCACUUCCGCAUGUUCAAUGUCUGCAAUAUGGUGGUAAGAGAUCAUAUGAGUUUAAGGAAGGAGAAAUUCCGGAGUUUGAUUGGCGGAGAUACUGUGAGUCAACUGUGGUUGCUCCUGUUCUUGAUGAGGGAGUGAAUGGUGGUUUGUUUGGGUUUAAGUUGACAUGGAAGCAACCUGCGGAUGGGAAAUGUCGGUCGUGUGAGGCUAGCGGUGGAUUUUGUGGCUAUGAUAAUGGCUUAACUGAUGAUUUCUUUUGUAUUUGCGACGGUGGAAGACGAUCAAUUAGCUGCCAUGAUAGUGGUAAUUUUGUUACAACUGCACAAGAACCAAAUUAUGCUGCAAUAGCUGCAGGCGGACUAAUUUCUGGAGCUUUAAUCAUCAUUGCCGGUACUGUGUUUUACUUGAUCCAAAGGAAGAAAAAACUCGGCUCAUAUAAACCAGUUUGAAUAACAAGAAAGCACCCAGUUUUCUGUGUAUGUGAAUUUAGUAUCAAUACUAUCAUUAAAGCUUUCAAUUGGCAAAAGGUUCUGAUUGGCCCCUGUGGUCGGAGCUAUAGAAUAUUUAAGCCCUUGAGGUGGAUGCCGGCUCACUUAAGCCCCUCUGGUUGUUAAAAUUGGUGCAAAUAACACCUGCGCGUUAACUCUGUUAGAUAGUCCGUCAAUAAGUCUGACGUGGCGUUCCUUUUUUAUGACUAAAUGUCUACGUGUCAUUGAAUAAAUAUCUUAUUUGAUACAUAAUCUGAACUUAAUAAUUUUGAUGACAAAUGUGUUAUUUAUCCACCAUUUCUCUCAACAUUAUCAUAUAAACUUAGCCUAAAACCAUACUCCUUCUCCUACCUCUACAGCCGCCGACAAUUUUCCAGCAUUAAUCAAAGUCGGAUUAUCAAAGCUAGCAAAUGUUGCAAUUACUCAGUUAAAAUUACUGCUUUCCUUUUUUCUUUAAACAUCUUUCACAAAUUAUGGCGUCAGAAAUCGAGGAACGUAUGGAUGGUGGAUAAGAUUGACGUGGACGUGAACCCACCAGAUUCGUUCGUGAUAGAGGAACGGAGGAGACGAACAGAUUAUGUGUCGUGGCGGAGGGGGUCGAUGGGGACCGAUCUGAUGAGAGAAAAGUUGGAGACUGGAGGAACAAAGGAAAAACGGAGGAAAAGAGAGAUGCGCGAUGGUGACGAACGGAGGAGAUGAACAAAAUCAGCGGCCGGAAUAGAUGUUGCAUGUGGUGGGAAAUUAGAAUUUUUUUGAAGUCUAAACAAUCAUUACAACAACAACUGAUUGCUUAAGUAAAUGUGAACUUUGAUCGCUCUGUAAUUUGUUUCUUUCUUAUUUGAAUUUCUUUUGGAUUGUAAUUUAAUGACUCUAUACUGCGAUGGUGAUGAUUGAAUGUGAGAGCAACUUUAUGGGUAUGAAGUUCAUAUUUUUCUUUGAA